Messenger RNA from Phoenix dactylifera (date palm), 2852 nucleotides. RefSeq names its product lipase class 3 family protein. NCBI's taxonomy places the organism in Eukaryota, Viridiplantae, Streptophyta, Magnoliopsida, Arecales, Arecaceae. The record is from RefSeq and is a predicted model, not a curated record. Gene Ontology annotation, biological process: lipid metabolic process.
CCUGCAUCUCCUCCCUUCCGGAAGACCGUGUCAGAAUGCCUAAAAAGUACUCAAUCAAAUCGGGAAUUCCCCUUCUCGUCCCCUGCCUCCACCUUCGGGCCCUCGACUUCUUCCUCCGCCUCUGGCCGCCGGCCGGCACCAUGGGGGCAGAUCUCUCCGCUGAGAGGACGACUCUGGUCUCGAGUUUCCGGAGGGUGCGGUGGGUCUCCCUUUUCUUGGGGAUCUGGAACCUCGGCGUGGUUCUCUUGGGAGGGUUUUUGCUGCUCUCCGUCGUUUCCGGAUGCUCCGGCGAGGAGAAGCUCCCAUUCUCCGUGGUUUCCCUCGUCGCUGGCGUUAGGAUCGUGGCCAUGGUGGGCGCCGGGAAGGCGCAGCAGGAGACGGCAGAGACGAUUGUCAACCAUCCUAUCGAGAGCUCCAUCGCUGUUGAUGCCGUGAUUCGCCACGAGAGACGGAUGAGGUAUAAAAGAUGGCUUUGGUGGACAAGAUUUGGAAUGGCAGUCACUGUACUCCAGUUUGUUGGAGCCGUUUAUCUGAUGUACAUCAUUUUCAGCGAUUUUUCUUUUAAAGGAGGGUCUAAAUCAUGUUUUUUAGAUCAGGAUAAAACUAGUCGAGCAUGGAAGCGGUUUUUGGUUGUUUCUUUUCUUGUCCUAGUAUGGCUUGUUGUAAUCAUACAGUGCUUUACGGGUUCAGACAUAUUGCGAUGGAGGUCAUUUUAUGCAACUCAUGAUACUGCAUGGAAAGCUCAUUACCGGGAGGUAUUUGAUCAUGGAAUUCGAGAAGCUUUGUGCUGUCUAGGACGUGUGAAAUACCUGAGCGUCUUGGAAGAAGAUGAGGUCUCCUCUGUAGCAAGGCUCUUAGGAGAUCUUGUGGCAUAUCGUGCAUCUGGAACUGGACAUCUAGAACUCCUGACAGGAUUGGCUCUAUUGCAGAUGCAUAAGCAGUCACCAAAAUUGUAUGAUGAGCUCAUUGAGGCAUCUGAUGAACUUAUUCAAGAAGCUGCAGUCUUGCAUCUGUUUGCUGAAGCUGCUUACACAGGACCACUGCUUGAUUUUGGAAGGAAUCCAAUAUUGUUUCCUUGUGCAUGGCUUUAUAGGCAAGGGGUUUUAACUCCCUGGACUCGCAGCAGGCGUCCUGCACUUGAAGGUGAUAACUGGUGGCGAGGACAUGCUGCAGCCUUUCUAAAAUAUGUUAAUCUAAAUCCAGAAGCUCUUCGACAGGGGCGUGUUAGUCAAACAAAGCGUGAGGCUGCUUACUUUGUAGUGGUUUUGCAUGAUCAAAGAUCUAUAGUCAUUGCCGUACGUGGAACUGAAACCCCUGAAGACCUUAUAACCGAUGGCUUAUGUAGGGAGUGUGCUCUUACCAUGGAGGAUUUGGAUGGACUAUUAAAUAGCGAGCAUGUACGCCCAAGUGUGAGACAAAGAGUUCUCUCCUCUUUUCCACAUUAUGGACAUGCAGGGAUUGUUGAGUCUGCUCGUGAGCUUUUCAUGCAAAUUGAUGGUCACCCUGGAGUCAAAGAUGACUCAUCAUCUGAAGUGUCUGGAUUUCUCUCUUCUUUGUUGGGAGUGGGAUGUGAAUGUCAUGGAUAUCAAGUUCGCAUUGUGGGGCAUUCUUUAGGAGGUGCUGUUGCUACACUAUUGGGGCUAAGGUUAUAUCGACGAUACCCCAACUUGCAUGUAUAUGCUUAUGGAAGCCUCCCUUGUGUAGAUUUAGCUUUAGCUGAAGCAUGUUCAGACUUUGUUACUACCAUUGUAUACAAUGAUGAAUUUUCUGCACGCCUUUCCGUUAACUCGAUACUCAGGCUUCGUGCAUCUGCGAUCAAAGCUCUUUCAGAUAAUUCUUCGGCUGAUUCAGCAAUGAUACAGAAGCUUGCCUGUAGAAUUCUUCGUUUAAACAAAUACCAUGAGAAUGGGGAGCAUUUUGAUGCAUCUUCUCCAUCUUAUAGACCAAGUACCAUGAGAGUGGAAGAAAGUAAAAGUAUAUAUAAAAGAAGGCCCUUUAGGCCUACCAUUGAAGGGAGCAGCCAGCCUGAUCAAGAACUGCAUGAUCCACAUCAGGAGGAGGCUUCCUUAUUUGCCAAUUCAGGCUCUGAAAUUCUAAAAUUUGGUGGCAACGAGUAUACCAAUUAUGAUGUCAUUAUAGAUGGUCUUAAUGAAUGUAACUUUAGGGAACCGUGCCUUGAGAAAUCUGAUGUCAUUUUGUCAUGUGAGGAUCAAACUUCUCGGUUUUUGGAAGAUCCAACAUCUGUUCCAGUGUCACUGGAACCCCCAGAGGUGUUUCUGCCAGGUUUCAUCAUUCAUAUAGUUCGAGAACCAAGAAGCAUCAUGCCUCUGUGGAAAAACUGGAUUGUUCACGAUCAUAAGCCUGUUUAUAGAGCUUUUGUGGCUAAGAGAGAGAGAUUCAGAGAUAUCAUUGUGACACCUUCCAUGUUCAUUGAUCAUCUACCAUGGAGGUGUCACUCUUCAAUGCAAAGAGUUUUAGAAGCGCGCAAGUCUCAAGGCCAACUUACUGGUGAUCUACUCAAUGGAGAACAUGCAGUCCUCUGCAGUGAGCCGUUUCUUCACAGUUCACAAUCAUACAGCAGCAAAAUUUGGCCAUGGCACAAGAUUGCAGUCUAAAUGAUCAAUUGGCUCGCGAAAGGCAGGAUAGCAGCUCAAGAUUCAGACUACUUUUUGCAACAUCAGAUUUCCAGAAUGCUUCACUUAGCCUGUAAUCAUCGAUAAGAAUGGGUGUUGAAUGGUGAAUUAAAUUUAGCAACUCAUGACCAUGCUGCCAUUAGUAAAUAUGCUUGGUAUCAAUUUGCCUGAUGAAUAUAUAUAUUUUUUUAAAAAGAACUAAGAAAGUUUAUUAUGUUA